Molecule: messenger RNA, 2103 nt
Organism: Sinocyclocheilus grahami
Lineage: Eukaryota; Metazoa; Chordata; Actinopteri; Cypriniformes; Cyprinidae
Product: zinc finger and BTB domain-containing protein 6-like
Exons: 4
Coding region: 406-1899 (497 amino acids)
Biological process (GO): regulation of transcription by RNA polymerase II
Cellular component (GO): nucleus
Molecular function (GO): protein binding; RNA polymerase II cis-regulatory region sequence-specific DNA binding; DNA-binding transcription factor activity, RNA polymerase II-specific
Source: RefSeq, a predicted model, not a curated record
CAUUUCCCACGACCCCCCCUUCCACCGACCCCGGGGGUCCCGAAACCCAGGUGAAGAGCCGCUGGCUUAUUGUUAUCCAGACGGGGCUUUUAUUCUGAAAAUCAUCUUUCGUAUUCAAUAUUUCCUGGUAAGUUUUCUUCCUUUCAUUCUGCGAAUCUGAGCUGUAAUUGUUUUGAAACACACGGAGCACAACAGAAAGCAUAUGUUAGGAAAGACCGAGAUCCGACACAUAAAGACCGCAGAUUUCUGUCCACGAGAUCCGCGCGAGUGUUGUAGUCUGGGCUUUCUCUCGUCCCGUGAUGUGGAUGAGCUGCAUUGAUCUCUAGACAUCAUACAUCUGAUAUAAGUUCCUCUGUUCUAGGAUUAUUGAUUUCUCCUCACUAAAUCACUCCAGUGUAGUAAAGCAUGGAUGUGGAUGUGGUGAGUUUCCGUUUGCCUGGGCAUGGAGACACGGCCCUGAGUAACAUCAACUACCUGCGGACGCAGCAGCACUUCUGUGAUGUGACCAUCGUGGCGGGAGGCAGGCGCAUGUUCAGGGGUCACAAGGUCGUGCUGGCUGCUUGCUCUGUGUUUCUCAGGGACCAGUUUCUCAUGAACCCCUCAUCAGAGCUACAGCAGGUGUCGAUGUUGUACAGCUCAGCGGUGGUGUGUGAACUCCUCCAGUCCUGUUACACGGGUAUGCUGCAGUUCAGUGCCAAAGAGAUUGUGAACUACCUGACUGCAGCCAGCUACCUGCAGAUGGAGCAUGUGGUGGAGAAAUGCAGAGGAGCCCUGAGCCAGUACAUGCAGCCGCAGAGUUGCAGCCCAGUUGUGAAUGUCUCAACCUCAAACAAGGCUAUUCAGACUGUGAAGUCAAAAGACUAUCCGUCUAUGCCGGUGAUUGUCAGUGUAAGAGGAUCAGAUGCAUCUGGACACUUCGAGGGAGCGGAUGGGCCUGAGAGUGACAUCAUUCAGGUGCAGAUCAACGAUGAACAUCAAGACCCCGAGAAGACCUCUGGUGUUGAGGAGGAAGACAGAGAAGCUGUUGUCAUGUUAGACGACCACGAACCGCUGGACACAGGUAUAGAGGAGCCCAAUAUGGAGGGGCGAGCUAAAGGCAACGGCCUCAGAGGGGCAGGCCGCAUGUGGAGACGACGGCACGGAGAGCACAGGGGAGGCAGAGGAAGAGGCUUAAAACACAGGAAGCGAUACAUAUUCAAGGACUGCAAGUUCUUGGGUAACUAUCAGGAUUAUCAGGAGCACCUUCCGACGCCAGAUGAGACCAUAAGUAGUUUUGGAGCCGAUUUCAAGUCCAGUCGGCAUUUCACAGAUGGUUCUGUCUUAGUUGAGUACAGGCCUGGAGAGGGACAAGGAGAAGAGAUCGGCUCUGAUGGAGGUCCUGCACACUUCGGUGUGGAAGCUUCCAGUGGGGAAGAGGGAAUGGGAGUUGGGACACAUACAAAUGAGCAUGGAACUGCUGACGAGUCCGUGGCAGUGGUUGGAUCCACGUCCAGCGUAACGGGACCAGUGGUGUGUGAGCAGUGUGGACUAGCACUUUGCUCAACGCAGGACUUAGCCAUGCAUUCCCUGGUGUCACAUCAACUGUACAUGUGUCCAUGCUGCGGGAAGCACUUCAGCCACUUUAAUAUCCUCAACCGCCACAUGAUCGUCCACCGUGGAGUUUCCAAGCUUCACUGUUGCCCCCUGUGCCACAAGACCUUCACUCAAAAGUCAACACUGUACGACCACAUGAAUGUGCACAGUGGGGAGCGGCCGUAUGUAUGUGCAUACUGCCAUGUCAGCUUUGCCCAUAAGUCUGCUCUGCGCCGCCACCUGAUGGAGCAACACGGAAAGACCAUGCCCCAAAACCACAUGGAGAUGCAGCGAAACAAUGAGGGUGGUGUUAGCCUAGGGUUUUAGAUCAUAUUUAAAUAGGUAAAGUGGGUGUUAUAAUGAAAAGGAAAAUUUACCCUAUUUUAUUUUCUUAAUACUCUUUUAUAUUUUUAUUUUGCACAGCCAUAUAAAUGUCUUUGAAAUCGAUAUGUAAUAACUAUGCAUUUGAGCUCUAUAGCCUUGAGAGAAUGAAUGACCUUUUUAUUCAGUUAUUUAUGGAUAGUUUGCCCA